CAAUCAAUGGCGUCAGCGGGAAAAAUGGAUCCAGAUCGCGGGAAAGAUCGCGCCACCUGAAUCAAAACAAACCAUUAUUUGGUCCGAGUGCGUCGACUGCUAGCAUCUGCCGUCUUCAAGUUUAUAGAAAGUAAUUCAGUUUCAUCUUCAGUUUCCUGACAAAACUAAAAAAUGGCUGAUAUAGUCCUUAUGGAAACCGGCAAAGAGAAUCUCGCAGAAACAAACAACAAAAGAACUUGCGACAGUCCACCUAGCGUCAAGAAAGUCCACUUGGAACCGCCCCAUGAUGAGGAACAAUACUUACAACUCUGUCGUCGCAUCAUGGAGGAAGGACAGUUCAAGGGGGAUCGCACUGGGACGGGAACGAGAUCCAUCUUCGGCGUCCAGAGCCGAUAUAAUCUCAGAGGGCAAUUUCCUCUGCUGACAACAAAGAGAGUGUUCUGGCGAGGUCUUGCUGAGGAGCUUCUUUGGUUUGUCAGGGGGUGCACCAGCGGGAAAGAUCUGGCUGAUAAGAAUGUUCAUAUCUGGGAUGCUAAUGGCUCCAGAGCUUUUCUGGACCAGCGAGGUCUCCAGGACUAUGAAGAAGGAGAUCUGGGACCAGUUUACGGUUUCCAGUGGCGUCACUUUGGGGCAAAGUACACCAACAUGCACGCUGACUACACGGGACAGGGCGUGGAUCAACUGGCUUACGUAAUAAACCAGAUUAAGACUAAUCCCAACGACAGAAGGAUUAUCAUGAGUGCUUGGAAUCCAUGUGAUCUUGACAAGAUGGCACUGCCUCCUUGCCACGCCUUUGUUCAGUUUUAUGUAUGCAACGGUGAACUUUCCUGCCAACUCUACCAGCGAUCCGGCGACAUGGGUCUGGGAGUACCAUUCAAUAUUGCAAGCUACUCUUUACUGACUUACAUGAUUGCUCAUGUGACUGACUUGACACCGGGAGAGUUCGUUCACACCAUCGGGGACGCUCAUGUCUACGUUAAUCAUCUGGAUGCGCUAGAAGAACAGCUCAAGCGAACUCCCCGCCCGUUCCCGACCCUCAAGAUCAAAGGAAAAGUUACGAACAUCGACGACUUCACCAUGGACAAUUUUGAAAUCUGCGAUUAUAAACCACACCCUAAGAUCGCCAUGGAAAUGGCUGUUUAGUAAACCCCGGUCAAUAAAGUAUAGACCGGGCAAGUCCUGCGCGAUUCAAACCUUUUUUUCGAGGAACUUUUGGUUCCCAUCCAUGUACAUAAAACUUUAAAAUGUUAAGAAACCACAUCAGAAUGCUUUAUACGGGAACGAUGGAUGUAUUGUACUGAAUUAUUAUUUACCUGUUAAAGGAACACGUUGCCUUGGAACGGACGAGUUGGUCAAAACAAAAGCGUCUGUAACCGUUUUU
Asterias rubens (European starfish) is the source of this 1381-nucleotide messenger RNA. RefSeq names its product thymidylate synthase-like. Gene Ontology annotation, biological process: dTMP biosynthetic process. Bases 172 to 1143 code for a protein of 323 amino acids. NCBI's taxonomy places the organism in Eukaryota, Metazoa, Echinodermata, Asteroidea, Forcipulatida, Asteriidae. Gene Ontology annotation, cellular component: mitochondrion; cytosol. Gene Ontology annotation, molecular function: thymidylate synthase activity. The record is from RefSeq and is a predicted model, not a curated record. The transcript has 7 exons.